Phanerochaete carnosa HHB-10118-sp is the source of this 1577-nucleotide messenger RNA. RefSeq lists its product as uncharacterized. The record is from RefSeq and is a predicted model, not a curated record. Bases 66 to 1478 code for a protein of 470 amino acids. Gene Ontology annotation, cellular component: mitochondrion. NCBI's taxonomy places the organism in Eukaryota, Fungi, Basidiomycota, Agaricomycetes, Polyporales, Phanerochaetaceae. Gene Ontology annotation, molecular function: GTP binding; GTPase activity. The transcript has a single exon.
UCAAGUGAUGUCUUCGUACAGGUCGCGGGGGUGAUGGUUGCGUAGCCUUCCAUCGAGAAAAGUUUAUGCCACAAGGCCCUCCAUCGGGCGGAAACGGCGGACACGGCGGCGACGUCUAUAUCCUUCCCACACCACAUCUCACGACCCUUUCCUCUGUACCCGCACGAGUCGCCGCACAAGCAGGCGGACAUGGCAAAGGCACCUGGAUGAACGGCAAGAACGGACCUCCAACGAUCAUUCGUGUCCCGCUCGGCACAGUGGUGCGCCAGCUGGCGAAAGAUGAUCCACGACGUACAAAAGAUGAAUUUGAAGUGGAAGAAGAGGCACUCGAGGGCCUGGACCUCGAAGAGCGGAAGAUGAGAAUGCAAGAAAGACGAUGGGUACACUACCCGACGCACCAAGACGACAACGUGAAGCGAGACACGUUCAAGGACGCGGAGAAGAUGUUCUAUCGCGAGGAACGCGCGUAUCGCAUUCAGCGCAGGAAGCGUGCGGAGAACCCGAUAUACCUGGACCUUGACAAGGCGGAGGAAAUGGAAGGAGCUGGAGACGCGAAUGCACCUCUGGGGCUGCCCCGCCAAAAUAACUUUGGUCAUCUCAUUGCUCGGGGCGGCGCUGGCGGGUACGGCAACCCGCACUUUCUGGGGACAAACGAUCGCUCGCCGAAGUUCGCCACGCGUGGACGAGACGGCGAGCGCGCGAGCCUGUCACUCGAGCUCAAGUUGCUCGCAGACAUUGGUCUCGUGGGCAUGCCGAACGCAGGCAAAAGUACGCUUCUGCGUGCAGUCACGGGCGGACGGGCAAAGACGGCAAUCGCGGGGUACGCUUUCACGACACUGAAUCCGUUCGUCGCUGUCGUGCGCGUGCGCGACGACGGCACGUUCGUGGGCUGGGACGCGGAUAGCGUGUACGACGAGACAGCGCUCGAGGAGCAACGCGAACGCGAGCUUAUGGAGAGCGGGGCCUACGCCGACGCGCGCACGCGCAAUCAGCGCGCCGGCGACGACAGCGUCUACGCUGUGGCGCCACUCGAGGACUUCCGCUUCACGGUCGCCGACAACCCGGGGCUCAUCGAGGACGCGUCGGACAACGUUGGGCUCGGGCAUUCGUUCCUGCGGUCGAUCGAGCGCUCGCCUGCGCUCGUGUACGUCGUCGACCUCGCAGGCUCGGCGCCGUGGGACGAGUUGCGUGUGCUGCGCGCGGAGCUCGAGAAGUACAAGUCGGGCAUGAGCACACAGGCCCGCAUGGUCGUCGCGAACAAGGCGGAUUUGCUCGCACAGGACGGGAGCACGGAGCAGGUUCAGGAGGCGAAAGCGAAGCUUGCGCGCCUGGAGCACUUCGUCCGGGAGGAGAUGAGCGCCGACGGGAGGGUGUUGGACGUCGUGCCCAUCUCAGCCAAGUUCAACAUGAACUUGAAGAAGACUGUCGGGCUUAUGAGGAGCUAUGUCGAGGAGGCCAGGCGACUCGCUCUGGUGUAGUUUACUAGUCCAUGGAUUUAAUCGUUUCAGCAACCUUCUGCAUUGACUCCUGCUUGGGGUGUCUUUCCGACACAAACUCUUUUUGUGCGGGAGCGCUUC